Molecule: messenger RNA, 318 nt
Organism: Echinostoma caproni
Lineage: Eukaryota; Metazoa; Platyhelminthes; Trematoda; Plagiorchiida; Echinostomatidae
Source: the annotation of a GenBank genome assembly
AUGGCCUGGCAGAGAUUCGUGGGUAAACGAGACAACCCAUCAAGUGUGUUCUCCGACAACGGGCCCAAUUUCGUCGGUGCACAAAAGGAGUUGAGCAACUGGUUGAUGCGGUUAGAUAAAUGCGCCCUGCAAGACCGACUGUCGCCAUCUGGAACCCAAUGGCACUUCAACCCACCUAUGGUUGAUGCGGUUAGACAAACGAGCCCUGCAAGACCGACUGUCGCCACCUGGAACCCAAUGGCACUUCAACCCACCUUACAGCAGUCACCGACGGAGGAGUUAGGGAACGGCUUAUACGGUCGGUGCGAAAAAUAUUGA